Messenger RNA from Pygocentrus nattereri (red-bellied piranha), 2808 nucleotides. Its product is annotated as CD209 antigen-like protein D. The transcript has 5 exons. NCBI's taxonomy places the organism in Eukaryota, Metazoa, Chordata, Actinopteri, Characiformes, Serrasalmidae. The record is from RefSeq and is a predicted model, not a curated record. Bases 69 to 827 code for a protein of 252 amino acids.
ACACGCGGACAGACAGUCACCCUGAAAGCUGGAGUAGAUUAGGUACCACUUAAAAGUGGUACUGAUACAUGAGAGCUAAUUUUCAUAUCAAGAUCAGGAUUAGUGAGGAGGCCAGAAUGGACGUGAGAGAAGAUGUGAAUAAAAUAUCAAUAAGAGCUGCAGAGAAAAUUCCUCUUCCGGAUAACAGCUGUAACGUGUAUGAAGAAAUGAAAGGAGGUCGUGUGGAGUGUCAGAUAAGAAGAAACAACAAGAAACAGCAAAGUUCAGCACAUGAAAAACUUAUGAGCAGAUGCCUCAGGCUGACUACAGUGUGUCUCGGGCUGCUGUGUGUUCUCCUGAUGACUGCCGUCACACUGCUGUAUGCCAGGCUUACUGAACAGAGUAACCUGUUACAGAACACUAACACCAAACUUUCCUACUUGGAAAAGGCAAUCCAGGAGGGCUGGAGGGCUUUCAACUCUAGUCUGUAUUUUAUCUCCAAUGAGAAGAGGAGCUGGACUGAAAGCAGAGAGGACUGCACAGAGAGAGGAGCAGACCUGGUGAUCAUCAACAGCAGAGAGGAACAGGAGUUUGUGGAUUCCUUCUGUAGCUCCAAAGAUGCUUCGGUUUUUAUUGGUCUGACUGACGCAGAAUCAGAGGGGAUCUGGAAAUGGGUGGAUGGUUCAGCACUGACUACUGCGUACUGGAUGAAUGGUCAACCCAAUAAUGGUGGAUGGAAAGGCCGACAGGACUGUGCUGUAACUCGGUCUGAAGCUGGGAAAAGAUGGAAUGAUAAACCAUGCCAAGAUUUACUUUAUUGGAUCUGUGAGAAGAAACUCAUUUCUUGAUGUUUUAGGAACUGAGAAUGAUCACAUGCAUUUGGAAAAUGUUUAUGAAAGGAACAAAAGGUACACUCUAUGUCCAAAAAUAUCUAGACACCUGCUCUCCCUUAUAGGAAACUCGCAUAUAUUUCACAUGUCAAGUGUGCAACAACACUUGUAGGAGCUUACAAAUUACAACUCAUUUAAAUCCAAAGCUAUCUACAGGGACUUGGUCAUCUAUUCUUCCGAGAAGGCUUUGAACUAAAUCUUGGAACAUUGCUAUAGGGAAUGGCAUUCAGUACUUAGUUCUAGCCUGCAAACAGCACAACGCAUGUCAACAAUAGGUGUGCCUUGAUUUAGAACAGGUGUCUGGAUAAUUUUUGACAUAUCGUGAAGGCUUCAAAUGAACCUUAAAGAAGCAUAUGAAGUAUUAUUAAUAGACUUGAAAAAGGUAACUUUUGUAAGUGUUAGAGGUGAUGAAUUUUAAGAUGACGUCUGAUAUGCUGGUGGAAAAUAGCGUAUAGUAAUCUAAUUUAUAGUGGUAUGGCAGAAACUGACCACUAAUGAAGUGAUAUAGGUUGACAGAACUGAUUAAGCCUAAAGACACUUGCACAUCUAUUAAGUUUGGUGAAAACCAUGCAGAUUUUUUUCUUUAGCACAGUUUAUUUAGACAGAUUUAGACUCCACCUGCACUCAGACCUGCACCAAACAACUGAACCAAACACCACAAGCGUCAGUCCACUUCCAAGUGAACACUGGUUCAGUUCAUUCUUAUGAUUAACCACAUCAAAAUAAUGGAAUGCAAUAUCAGAGCAUGCAGUACUGUUCACAGUAACAUUUGGCUCAUAGUAGAUAUUCAUAUAAUUCCAGUAUUGCAAUCUGCUACUAGUAACAAAUUCAUAGCUUAGCAGUGCAUUUAAUAAUAAAUAUUGGUACUGACCACUGAAAACACAUUUAAUAUGUGGGGCCAGGCAUCGGUGGCCUGAUUGCUUGAAUUCAAAUGUUAGCCUGUUGGCAUUAAUGUAGGAAAAUGUCAAAGUAACUGAACACUUUUAUAACUGUUGAAUUCCUGUCCAGUCAACCAUCCCCCACUUGCAUUUUGUACACUUAACUGUUGCAGCACAAAACAGACAGAACCAAAUGAAAAUGAUACAAUGAAACAAACAAAAAAUCUAAUACAAAAAAGCUAACAGACAGAAAAGAGAGCAUUUAAUAGAUAAUAAAUAGGGCAACUGUAAAGAGAACUUGUGUCUACGACAUUUGUAUACAUUUGAAAAUAUACAGGCCUAAACAGGUUAAUUUUCCACUCUGAUAAAUUUAUUAAAGAACAAAUUAAAGGAAAUGUUAGGCAAAAAAAUCCAUUUAUACAAUUUUCCACUUACCCUAGAUGUAGGGUAAUAGAAGUAUGGCCCAUUAUCAGGAUGAUAUCUGGAUUAAUAAAAAUGUAAAUGCACCUUUUCCCGCAUUUAUAACAAAUACAAAUCUGAUCAAAUCAGUUCAUGUCUGAGUGAAUCAUCAGCUGUUUAAAGCAGUGAAAAAUCUGAUUUACAGUUCACUACACUUCGCUCUACCCCUUUAUCUCAACAAAAUAUGGGACACUCUACCCUCCUAGGUGUGAACGCCCAAAACGGAGGGGCAAGGGGUGACAUGGGAUUAAGCCUAGGAGUCACAAAGAGACAGUGGUCUACAAUGACUAUCAUUUUCUUUUUUUGCAUGUGAUUUCUUUGCUUACUAAAAUAAUCUUAAUUUAAGCACUCCGCUAACUAAAAAUAAUUAUUUUAAAAUAGAAUGCAGGGUAUAUUGUGACUCUCAGGGUGAAUAAAGUACAAAAUUGCAUAACGUGCAGCUGUAUAAUCAAGAACUUCUGUGUAUAUUUUAGUAGACUUUGAAGAAUGAAUUUCUCUCUCACUCAUUGUCCAAGCCUCUCAUCCUAAUAAUGACUCUGUUCUUUACUAGUCAAAAAACUAUUCAUUACAGUUUGAUUUGACAGCAAAGAUACAAUCCAUAU